Molecule: messenger RNA, 957 nt
Organism: Manis javanica (Malayan pangolin)
Lineage: Eukaryota; Metazoa; Chordata; Mammalia; Pholidota; Manidae
Product: olfactory receptor 5M5
Biological process (GO): G protein-coupled receptor signaling pathway
Cellular component (GO): membrane
Molecular function (GO): G protein-coupled receptor activity; olfactory receptor activity
Source: RefSeq, a predicted model, not a curated record
AUGUUGGCACCUAAGAAAAUGAUCAGAGGAAAUUCCACGUUGGUGACUGAAUUUAUCCUCUUGGGAUUAACGGAUCGUCCAGAGCUGCAACCCGUCCUCUUUGUGCUGUUCCUGGUGAUCUACUUGAUCACUGUUGGGGGGAACCUUGGGAUGUUGGUAUUGAUCAGGAUAGAUUCACGCCUCCACACCCCUAUGUACUUCUUUCUUGCCAGUUUGUCCUGCUUGGAUUUGUGCUAUUCCACUAACGUGACUCCCAAGAUGUUGGUGAACUUCUUAUCAGAGAGGAAAACCAUUUCAUAUGCUGCUUGUUUAGUCCAGUGUUAUUUUUUCAUUGCUAUGGUGAUCACUGAAUAUUACAUGCUAGCUGUAAUGGCUUAUGAUAGAUACGUGGCUAUCUGUAACCCUUUGCUUUAUGGCAGCAAGAUGUCUAAAGGGGUCUGUGUCCGCCUGAUUGCUGGCCCAUAUGUCUAUGGGUUCCUUAGUGGUCUGAUGGAAACCAUGUGGACAUACCGCUUGAUCUUCUGUGGCUCUAAUGUCAUCAAUCACUUCUAUUGUGCUGAUCCGCCCCUCAUCCGACUCUCCUGCUCUGAUACUUUCGUGAAGGAGACCUCCAUGUUUGUGGUAGCAGGAUUUAACCUCUCCAACUCCCUCCUCAUAAUCCUCAUCUCCUACACCUUCAUCCUCAUUACCAUCCUGAGGAUGCGUUCGGCUGAAGGCAGGCACAAAGCUUUUUCCACCUGUGGGUCCCAUCUGGUGGCUGUGACCGUGUUUUACGGGACCCUGUUCUGCAUGUAUGUUAGGCCUCCCACGGAGAAGUCCGUCGAGCAGUCCAAAAUCAUUGCUGUUUUCUAUACUUUUUUAAGCCCUAUGUUGAACCCCAUCAUUUACAGUCUGAGGAACAAGAAUGUAAAACAAGCUUUUUGGAAAUUGAUCAGCAGAAAUAUACUGAGGAAGUAA